AUGGCUGCCAAAGUCGAAAGACCUACAGAUCAAAAGUUCUUGAACAGUUUCUACGAAUUGGCCGACUUUAAUCCGAACAAAAGGCUUCGUGCUGCUGAAUCUUUGUUAAAACAUGAGGUAAUUUCUAAGAUAUGUUGUUUUUUGUCUAUUUCUAUAGUUUAGAGAUCUAUUUUGGCAAAAUUUGUUGAUUUCGGAAUUAACUAUCAGUUAUUAAAGGCAUAGUUUUACCUAAAAUCUCUAUAAAUUAAGGAAUUGGAAACUCAUAAACAAUAUGUGUUGGAAAGAUUGUUGAAAGGUUUGGCGGCUGGUAAAACAGCAGCUCGAUUUGGAUUUUCUAUGUUUCUUUCGGCUUUCUUGGACACUGUCAAAGGAUUUGAAUUCAGUGAAAUCGUAAAGAAGGUUGAAGAAUUGUUGCCUAUAAACGAUGAGAAGGUAGGGUUUAGUUUAUUUUGGAUUUUUAGGCAUUAAGAAUACAAAAUAUAUAGAUAUUAGACGUUUUUUUUCAGAACUUUCCAAAUGCAGUUGGAAGACAUUUUGUCUAUGUUUCUUUGGAAAACACAGAACUUUUCGAAGCAGAUUUAAAACAAUUGCUUGAUUUACAUUUGUCUUUGUUGGAAACUGCUCCCUAUCUCGUGUUUGCCGUCGUUGAUGCGAUUGUGGAGAAGUCGGAACGCCUUGGAGAAGCUAAAUUUGAGAAACAAAUCUUACCUAGUGUAAAGCCGUUGCUGAAUGUGGAAUUGGAAAAGAUUUCUUUAGAGGGAUUGUUGUUCUUGAUCAAGUUUUCUCAGCUUUACACGGUAUGCCUUAUAUAUUUUGUUUUUUUAAGUUCAGGUAUAACGAUGUAAAGCUAUAUGGAAGUAUGGAUAUCAAAUAGUACUGUGGAUGUAAUACAGUUUUUAUGAUUUUAAAAUUACUUUUAGACCGCCAUAAAGACGACUAAGUGUUUUGACAAUAAAAAGCUGAGUCUUCGACCGGUAGUUUACGAACGUGUGUUAGAAUUGAUCAAGUUCAUGGAGGCGUCUCAGAAAUUUGAAUUUUGUAAAGAUUUUCUUAUUUUUGCAAAGAAAUUUGGAAAGUUUGAAGCUGCCCUGAAUCAUGUUGUACUGAAGUUUGUGUCAGAAGGAGAUGAAUGCAAAAGCUCGGAGAGGUUUUUUACCUUAAACAAGGAGUUGUUCAAGAUCGAAAGCUUUGGAAGUGAAGAGGUGAGAGUAAAAUACGUUUUUUAAUUUAACUUUAUAAAUGUAGUAUAUUUUUAAAGCUUUUUUAUUUUUUACUAAUUUUAACGGUUUUUGGCAUUUUUAACCUAUAUUAAUACUUUUCAGCUAAACAUUUUACUAUCGAACGACUUUAUCACAACAUGUCGUAAAUAUAGUCAUCGUAACGAACCGUCUUAUAAAGGACAUCAUGUUUUGAUUGGAGAAGCGUUGGAAGCCUUUAAGCAACGAGUAGAAGGUGGUGCUUUUGCUAGUUCUGACAUUUUGGUAUUAAUUGAAAGGUUCGACAAUAUUGAGAAUGGCAAUUUUGAUACCAAAGUUGGUGUGUCAGUUAGAAUUACAGACUUUUUGGUUUCAAAACUUGAUGGUCAUGAUUUGGAGGGAUUUGCUAAGAGAGUAAGUAAUAAUAUACUAUAUUAUAACCUAAAAAUUUCAUGCUAUACUAUUUUUAAGAGUAAUAUAAACAAAUUUUUAGAAAGUUGGUUCUAUUUUAUUAAUGUGUUUUAGGUAACAAAGGAGGAUAACUGGUCUUAUAAACGUUUGAUCCCAGCGUUUGUUGAAGCAGACGCAACAGUUAAAUCAACAAUCUUGAAGUCAUUUUUGGCCGUUUCUGACCGUUCAGCAGAUCGAUUUAAUGUUGGAUGCAGAUUACUGGAACAUAUCUUUAUAACCAAGAGACACAUUAAUGUUACAGUCAAAGAAGAGGAUGUUCAACUGAUCUUGGAUGUCACUGGUACUAGUUUGGACGAGAAAAAGGACAAGUAAGUUUUUUUCUCAUUGUUUAGGUCGAUAAUUUUUCUCAUUGUUUAGGUCGAAAGUUUAGUCAGAAAGUAGAUACAGUCUGGCAUUCAUUUUAUACUAUCGUUUACUUAUUGCAAUAUUUAUACGAUUAAUUGAUAAAUUUCACUGGUUUUUCUUUCAGAACGCUUGUUUUUGUCGCAGCUUGUCUCAAAUUUUUGGGUAAGGUAGCGGAAUCAGAUGAAGCUGCUACUGAGUUUACGAACGAUGCCAGAGAAAUAAUGUUGUUUGCUAAGUCGACCAAGAACAGUGUAGCAUUAGUCGAUUUCUUGCUCGCCAUAUUGUCGAAAGUAAACAAAAUACACAAGAUUCUGGUGUGUCACGCUGUAGCUCACUUGCCAACGAUUUUGAAUGAGGAAUGUGGUCAGUUUUUGGUUGAGGUAAGUGGCUUUAAUAUUUAAAAAAAAAGAUAUUAUUAUAAAACAGCCGUAUUUUAUACAUGGUAAAUGAAGUUCUCAACUAUGACUUUUUAGACGAUCACCAAAGGCUCAGCAGAACUAGAAGGCGAAGAGGAUUCAGACAACGAAGCAGGAGACUUCAAGCCAAUAACUGAAGAAGAAAGACAAAAAGUUCUGGAGAAGUGGGCAAAAGAAGAAGAAGAAGGUGAUGACGGUGAGUCUGAAGACGACGACGUCUCUGAUGAGGAUGACAUUUCUGAUGACGAAGAAGACGAAAAUUCAGAAAUCGACCCAGCUUUGGUGGCUGAUAUGAAGAAAGCUCUCGGAAAGUUUGCUGCCACCAGGGACAGCGACGAAGAUACUGUAAGUUUUGUUGUGAUAUAGUAAGUUGUUGAUGUUUUAUCACAGAUCUGUAUUGAAUUCAUGAUUUUAGGAAAUGGACGACACUGAAAUUGAAGAGUUGGACAAGGCAUUGGGCGCAGCUCUCAAGAAGAACACCAAAAAAGGACGAAAAGAAAUCACCGAGAACUUGAAUGUCUUUCGAAACAAGGUCUUUGACAUUCUGACAGUGUUUGUGUCAAAAGCCGACAGUGAUGUUGUUACAAAGUGUUUGGGUGAUUUGGAUCAACUUAAGACUGCUUUCGCCAAAGACAAACAGUUUCUGCCCAAGAUCGAAAAGGUGGCUUCAAUUGGUGGCCAGAGGCUGAAAGCGGUCAAGAAGGCAGCCAAGUAA
Molecule: messenger RNA, 3143 nt
Organism: Bursaphelenchus okinawaensis
Lineage: Eukaryota; Metazoa; Nematoda; Chromadorea; Rhabditida; Aphelenchoididae
Source: the annotation of a GenBank genome assembly